UACACCCAUCAUGGAAUCACAACUCGCACUGACGGGUAAAGACUACACUCUCAUCGUAUCAGAUACAAACGCCGCAAUGUCAAUCAUCAGAAUGAAGGAUGACGAGGACAAGAUGAAGCAACUCGGCGAGCAUCUCGUUAUGGCCUACAACGGUGAAGCAGGUGACACUAUACAGUUUGCUGAGUACGUAGAGAGAAAUCUACGUCUCCAUUCUCUUCGCCAUGACAUCGAGCUUCAGCCAAAAGCCAGUGCAUCCUGGAUACGAAGACAGCUUGCAGACAGCUUAAGAUCGAGGAAACCUUACGCUGUCAAUUUGUUGCUCGGUGGUUGGGAUGUACCAAAGGGUACACCAGAGCUCUACUGGAUUGAUUAUCUCGGUACACUCGCACACGUACCAUACGCAUGUCACGGUUACGCAGCCUUCUUUGCUACAUCUACAUUCGACAGAUAUCACAGGCCAGAUAUGAGCUUAGAAGAAGGGUUGGAAUUGAUGAAGAGAGCAACAAACGAGGUUGAAAAGCGUCUUAUUGUAAAUCCAGGCGGUUGGAAAGCUAGAAUAAUAACUCAGGACGGUGUCAGAGAAGUUAUAUUGUAAAUUUAUGCAUUAUGUCAUUUUUCA
Wallemia mellicola CBS 633.66 is the source of this 619-nucleotide messenger RNA. RefSeq names its product N-terminal nucleophile aminohydrolase. The coding region runs from base 11 to 595 and encodes 194 amino acids. The record is from RefSeq and is a predicted model, not a curated record. Gene Ontology annotation, cellular component: proteasome core complex; proteasome core complex, beta-subunit complex; nucleus. NCBI's taxonomy places the organism in Eukaryota, Fungi, Basidiomycota, Wallemiomycetes, Wallemiales, Wallemiaceae. Gene Ontology annotation, molecular function: peptidase activity. The transcript is spliced from 2 exons. Gene Ontology annotation, biological process: proteasomal protein catabolic process.